GCCUAUUGGUUGGAGACCGCGUCGCGUCACGCGUACGCACUGGAGAGGCGUGGCACCAGCGGCCGUUGAAAAAUGGCGACUGUUACUGAACUGAAAGCUGUUUUAAAGGACACCUUGGAAAGAAGGGGAGUGUUAGGACAUUUGAAAGCAAGGAUCCGUGCCGAAGUUUUCAAUGCCCUGGAUGAUGAUCGUGAACCCCGACCAUCCUUGUCUCAUGAGAACCUUCUAAUUAAUGAAUUAAUUAGGGAGUAUUUGGAAUUCAAUAAAUAUAAAUACACAGCCUCUGUCCUCAUAGCAGAAUCUGGUCAACCUGUAGUUCCAUUGGACAGACAGUUUCUCAUCCGUGAACUAAAUGCCUUUGAAGAAUCAAAGGAUAACUCAAUUCCUCUGUUAUAUGGAAUUUUAGCCCAUUUCUUGCGUGGUCCUCCAGAUGGAGUCCAGAGUGUGCUUCUGACAGAGUCAACACUGCACCCUGCAAACAAGCAUCUCAACUGGAAGUCCAGCAGAAGACCGGAUGAUGACCACGUGAGGAAGGACACAGGGCUAAGAAGCACGACGGAAGAGCUUCAUGCUGCUGCACCAGCAGUCAGUAGAUGAUGCAUACCCCGGGCUCUUCUCCUCAGCUGCGUGUGGAGUGACUAACUUAUUAUUCUCAAUGCCAUCAAUUAGACUACCACUGUUUGUAAAUGUUUGAGCAUCUACAAACAUUCAGCCACUCACGGUUUACUGCAUCUGUGGAAUGCUGAUCUGACAUCUAGCUUGUUGGAUGCCACUGGGGGGAAAUUUAUUGUUUUCAGGAUGUAUUUUUAAAGUUCUCAUUUGUGAAAUCUGAAAGGGCUUUUUAGUACUUUACAUAGUUUUUUUGGUUUUGGUUUUUUUUUUAAGGCCAGCUCUAAGGGCUGGUAAAGCACUUUCCUCCUAAGUGUCAGGUCCUGGGUUCAGUCCUAGCACUGAAGAAAGAAAACACAAGAACAGGCCUAUGUGCUCAUUAAACUUUUUUCAGCUAGAAUUAUAUGGACCUAUGGGAAAAGUCAUUCAUGUUUUGAAAAAAAUAUUUAAAGGAGCAUUAAAACCAUAAACUUUGAUUUAAAAAAAAAACCAAACUGAAUUACUGCCUGCCCUGGUUAGUUUUAUGUCAACUUGAUACAAGCUAGAGUCAUUUGGGAAGAGGGACUCUGAAUUGAGAAAACCCUUCCAUCAGAUUGGCUUAUGGGCAAACCUGUAGUACUUUUUUCUUCAUUAAUGAUUGAUGUGGGAGGGUCCAGCCCAUUGUGGGUGGUGUCACCCCGGGCAGGUGGUCCUGGGUUCAGUAAGAAAGACUGAGCAAGCCGUGGGGAGCAAGUCAAUAAGCAGCACUCCUCUGUGGCCUCUGCAUCAGCUUCUGCCCUGAUUUCUCUCAGUGAUGAACUGUGAUGUUGAACUGUAAGCUGAAAUAAACCCUCUUCUUCCCAA
Molecule: messenger RNA, 1452 nt
Organism: Apodemus sylvaticus (European woodmouse)
Lineage: Eukaryota; Metazoa; Chordata; Mammalia; Rodentia; Muridae
Gene: Cep20
Product: centrosomal protein 20
Exons: 5
Coding region: 73-597 (174 amino acids)
Biological process (GO): cilium assembly; microtubule anchoring
Cellular component (GO): ciliary basal body; centrosome; motile cilium
Molecular function (GO): protein binding
Source: RefSeq, a predicted model, not a curated record